Messenger RNA from Lichtheimia ornata, 1449 nucleotides. RefSeq lists its product as uncharacterized. Gene Ontology annotation, molecular function: RNA binding. The record is from RefSeq and is a predicted model, not a curated record. Lineage: Eukaryota; Fungi; Mucoromycota; Mucoromycetes; Mucorales; Lichtheimiaceae. The transcript has 4 exons. The coding region runs from base 1 to 1449 and encodes 482 amino acids.
AUGUCAGACACCAUUGAUCUUGAUAUCGAUCUUGACAAUCUUGACUACGGCGACUUUGACGAUAUCAAUCCAGAUGACCUCGACAUUGACAAUCUUGAACGAGAACUUGGACUCGUCAACGACACUCCCAAGGAAGAGACAUCCACAGCCGAUGACAAGACUCCCACCAAUACCAGCGAGCCAUCUUCGAAUGAGCAAGCCAAGACUACAAGCCAAGAUGCGAAUACAGUAGACACUUCCUCAAAGACACCAUCAGCUGCAAAGAUUCCCUCAUCACCAAAGGCAGCUACUUUGACAACUUCUACCACCACCAACACCACCACCACAAGUAGUAGCCCAAGUAAGGCUGAAGACACCACCAACAACAAACCCAAAGCAUCUUCUUCACCUAUUGCAUCCCCUGCACGACACCAACAUGGCACCAAUGGACAUCAUCAUCAACAACAACAACAACAACAAUACAAUCCUCGUAUGAACCGCGGCAAGCCUUUUAUGAGUGGUCAACAUCAUCAUCCUCCAUUUAAUCCAGGCAUGAUGAACAUCAAUAUGAUGACGAUGAUGAUGCAACAAGCUCAAGUUCCUCGAUUCCCUCAACAUCCAGGCUUCCCAGCAGGCUUCCCAGGAAAAGCUAUCCACAUCAAUCCAAAGUUUGCAGCAAAGUUCAAUGGAUCUCCUCCUUCAGCACCGAUAGAAGCCAGCUCGAUGCCUAUUCCUACAACAACAACAACCCCUUCACAAGAUGCACUCCAACGACAACGUGAACACAUUUUGGAACAGCAACGAAAGCGACGUGAAAGAAAAGCAGCAGAGAUGAAUUCGAGUGGUGGAUCAAUGGAUGCUGGACAAAAGCGGAAAGCUGACAGUGACAAUGACCGUGUCAACAAACGACCAUUUGCGAUCAAGGGUAUGGGAGGAGGAGGAGGAGGAGCAGCCAAAGGUAUCUCGAUUAAGGGUGCUGCCGCUGCUGCCGCUGCUGCUGUUUCUACUUCACCACCACCAUCCUCAUCCAGAUCACCCGUACGUUCAUCCGCUGGAGCACCUCCAAGUAUUCUCAGUCGCAUCAACAACCAUACAAGACAACAAGGCCAAAAACGUUCGGCACAAGAUGAUAUCAACAGACAACAUCCAAAACGACCUGCAUCAAAUGAGACGGUGUCAUCUUUACAAAAGCAAUCCACUACUACACCAUCAUCACCUAUUCCAAUUUCGACUACCGGCAAAUCAUCCAAGCUUGUUGUUUCCAACUUGAGCGAAACAGUGGCCGAGAAAGAGCUCCGUGAUUUGGGUCAAACCAUCCAAGGCGGUAUCAAGGACAUUGACAUUGAUCGAGAGGCACAAAAAGCGACCGUCAUUUUCAAUAAUGCUGAAGCUGCUGUCAUUUUCCGAAGAAAGUACAACCGAUCAUUGUUGGGUGGAAGUCAUAUCCAAGUCUCGUUUGCCACACAAUAA